Soboliphyme baturini is the source of this 2577-nucleotide messenger RNA. The record is from the annotation of a GenBank genome assembly. NCBI's taxonomy places the organism in Eukaryota, Metazoa, Nematoda, Enoplea, Dioctophymatida, Soboliphymatidae.
AUGGAUACUGAAUUGUACGACGAGUUUGGCAAUUAUAUCGGGCCAGAAAUCGAAAGCGAUGAGGAAGAAGAAGAAGAACAAUAUGAUGCUUCAGCGAAACCUGAAGAAGUGGUCGAAAUAGAUCAAGAAGAGUCUAUGGAGACCGAAGGCGCAGUUUUAGAAGUAAAUUCUGAACAAGCGGUUGUUUUGCAUGAAGACAAAAAAUACUAUCCAACGGCAAAGGAACUGUAUGGCCCUGACGUUGAGACGGUUGUCCAGGAAGAAGACACACAACCACUAACGGAACCAAUCAUCAAACCGAUUAGGCAGAAAAAAUUUCAAGCCGUUGAACAAGACCUUCCCAACACUGUCUAUGAAAAAGAAUAUCUCGCUGAUCUAAUGGAUUGCCCUCUGUUGGUAAGGAAUGUCGCAUUAGCUGGUCAUCUGCAUCACGGAAAGACUAGUUUCGUCGAUUGUUUGAUCGAACAAACUCAUCCAGAUUUUGUUCGCAAGUCGGAAGCUGAUACUAGAUAUACCGAUGUGCUUUAUACAGAACAGGAGCGGGGUGUCAGCAUCAAGGCUAUGCCGGUCACUUUAGUAAUGCAAGACUCGCGGAGCAAGUCCUAUCUGCUGAACAUUUUUGACACACCCGGCCAUGUUAAUUUUUCGGACGAAGUCGUUGCUGCAUUCAGAUUAUGCGAUGGCGUUAUGAUCCUCGUGGAUGCUCAUGAAGGAGUAAUGCUGAAUACCGAAAGAGUGAUCAAACUAGCCAUUCAGGAGAAAAUGCCCAUAACACUGUGCAUCAAUAAAAUCGACCGCCUCAUACUAGAGCUGAAAUUGCCGCCAACAGAUGCAUAUUACAAGAUUCGGCAUAUUCUCGACGAAUUGAACAAUCUCCUCGCAUCAUUUUCUGACGAUCCUGAAGAAAUGUACCUUUCUCCAUUGAAAGGCAACGUCUGCUUUGCCAGCAGUCGGUACAAUAUUUGUUUCACGCUGUUUUCAUUUGCCCAGUUAUACUCAAAUGUCUAUGGAGAAUUUAAUUCAGCGGAGUUUGCCAAGCGAUUGUGGGGGGACAUCUACUUUAACCAGAAAACGAGGGGUUUCGUUCGAAAGCCACCCAGUUCUAGUUCUCAACGCUCUUUUAUCGAGUUCAUUCUUGAGCCUCUGUAUAAAAUAUUCUCACAGGUUGUGGGUGAUGUGGAUUUUGCCUUGCCACGCAUUAUUGACGAACUCGGCAUUCGGUUGGCGAAGAAAGAGCAGAAACUAAACAUUCGGUCGCUUCUGUCACUUGUUUGUCGGCGAAUAUUUGAAGAUUUCACGAGUUUCGUUGACGUCGUUACCACCAACAUUAAAUCUCCUGUGGAAAAUGCGCGGAACAAGGUCACUCACAAUUACACUGGAGUUCUAGAAGGAGAAAUAGCCAACGGCCUCUUGUCUUGCGAUCCAGAGGGCCCUCUUAUGGUGCACACGACAAAAAACUAUGCCACCUCUGAUGCCACAAGCUUUCACUUAUUUGGCCGAGUUUUCUCUGGUACUUUGCACGUGCAACAGGAUGCUAAAAUUUUGGGCGAAAGCUAUUCAAUCGAGGACGAAGAGGAUUCUCGAGUGAUGACCGUAGGUCGUCUAUGGAUUUGUGAAGCGAGGUACAAUAUUGAAGUGAAUCGCGUUCCUGCAGGUAACUGGGUAUUAAUCGAAGGCAUUGAUCAGCCUGUCGUUAAAACGUCAACGAUCACUGACGUGUCACUGAACGAAGACGUUUACAUCUUUCGGCCGUUGAAGUUCAACACAAGGUCAGUAAUUAAAGUGGCUGUUGAGCCGGUAAAUCCGUCAGAGCUGCCCAAGAUGCUGGACGGCCUUCGCAAGGUGAACAAGUCAUACCCAUUGCUGACGACGAAAGUUGAGGAGUCAGGGGAGCACGUGGUGCUAGGCACUGGCGAGCUGUACUUGGACUGUGUUAUGCAUGAUCUCAGGAAAGUCUUCUCUGAAAUAGACAUCAAAGUGGCCGAUCCGGUCGUCUCGUUUUGUGAGACUGUCGUAGAAACAUCAUCUCUAAAAUGCUUUGCAGAAACCCCCAACAAGAAAAAUAAGCUAACCAUGAUUUCUGAGCCGUUGGAGAAAGGAUUGGCGGAGGACAUUGAGAACGAGAUCGUUCAGAUCACUUGGAAUCGGAAAAAGCUUGGUGAAGUUUUUCAAACCAAGUAUGACUGGGAUUUACUGGCCGCGAGGAGCAUAUGGGCAUUCGGGCCCGACAACACUGGUCCUAAUGUCCUCGUCGAUGAUACUUUGCCGUCUGAAGUAAACAAGAGUCUGCUUUCAUCCAUAAAAGACUCCGUCGUUCAAGGGUUUCAGUGGGCUACUCGCGAAGGCCCACUCUGUGAAGAACCUAUCCGUAACGUAAAGUUUAAAAUCUUGGAUGCCGUCGUCGCCGAUGAAGCGAUACAUCGUGGAGGUGGUCAGGUCAUUCCUACUGCCAGACGAGUCGCGUAUUCUGCUUUCCUUAUGGGUUUGACUGAAGAUGUCAGCAUCAAUAAAUUUUUCGACGACCCUAUGCUGCUCGAAUUGGCAAAGCAGGACGUUAUGUUUUCAUAUCCUAUGUAG